This is a messenger RNA of Parnassius apollo (apollo), 318 nucleotides long. Lineage: Eukaryota; Metazoa; Arthropoda; Insecta; Lepidoptera; Papilionidae. The record is from the annotation of a GenBank genome assembly.
AUGAAUGACGAAGACAUUUCGACACUCUUAUGGCGGUUAGAAAAUGGAGAGGUAUCAGAAGAUGAAAGUGAUCUAGACGAGGAUGCCUUAGACUAUUAUGAUAAUGUCGGUGAGUUGCAAGCAGAUCUUGAAAGAGAGAACCAUAUACUAGAAGAAAUAUUGACCGAAAAUGAUGGGACAGCCCCUGAUCCUCCACUAAUAUUUGAUAAACUAGUAGAAAACCAGCCCCAUUCCAACGCCACUCCUAGUUUACGGGAUAUGGAAGAAGAAGAAUUUGGAUUUGGUGGAUCAGGCUUUUACAUUUCUUGGAUGUACUGA